AUGCCAAGUCAUGCAAUUCUUUCUGAAAUUGACGCAAUUUUUGCAAAUAAAGCUUCCAAAAAUCAACCAGAAGAGAAAUCGAAGAAAAGGAAAAAUGAUGAUUCCAAAGUCCAGGAGACGGUCAAACUAGGAACAGAAGAUAAGAAAAAGAAGAAGAAAAAGAAAAAGAACAAAUCAAAAACAGAAUCAGAAUCCAAAGAAGAAGAGAAAGAAGAUGAAGAUUUAGAAAGAGUAGAAGAGAUUAUGGAUCCUUCGAUUAAGAUACUUAAAAAUUCAAAUCAAGUUGGUGCAAUCGAUUCUAAAAUAUCAGGAUCAAGUUCAAGUUCAAAGAAAGUUUUACUUGAUGAAGAAGAAUUGGCAUUUCGUGAUUCACGUGGUACACGAGCUAGGACGGAUGAUGGAUUACCGAUUUACUCAGUUGAAGAAUUGAACAUCGGUCUUGGUGGUGCUUCUCUGACCAACCUUUCGAUCUCGAUUUCAAUCAUGAUCUUAUUAGAUACUGAGGCAUGUCCAUUUGAUUGCGAGUGCUGUUUUUAA
Messenger RNA from Melampsora larici-populina 98AG31, 537 nucleotides. RefSeq lists its product as uncharacterized. The record is from RefSeq and is a predicted model, not a curated record. The transcript has 4 exons. Lineage: Eukaryota; Fungi; Basidiomycota; Pucciniomycetes; Pucciniales; Melampsoraceae. Bases 1 to 537 code for a protein of 178 amino acids.